This is a messenger RNA of Drosophila miranda, 944 nucleotides long. RefSeq names its product rRNA biogenesis protein rrp36-like. The record is from RefSeq and is a predicted model, not a curated record. NCBI's taxonomy places the organism in Eukaryota, Metazoa, Arthropoda, Insecta, Diptera, Drosophilidae. Bases 75 to 758 code for a protein of 227 amino acids. The transcript has 2 exons.
UGAAUCGAAUUGUCUGUCACUAAAACACUCUCCAAACGAACAAAAAAGAUCCAAAAGAAAAUAUAUUCAGUACAAUGAAUCGGAAUCCUCAGGUAUGCAGUGCGCGUAUAGCCCCGAAGGUUCUCCUAGAUGCGGAAGAAUCACAGUUGGUUCGUUGUCGGGACACAGCUGUUUGCCCAUACGUGGAAAACUCCGAGUUGGUUCGCGAUAAGACCCCGGAGACGCCCCUGGAAAUAUCUCCAUACUCGAACAACCCAGAGAUUUCCCAGAAGCUUCAGGACUCAAAGUCGGGAUCCGGAAAGAGCACAGCCAUUGGCCCAGACGUGGACGACUCACAGCUGGUUUGCUAUUCAGAGCAGGGGUCCGAUGAGGACCUAAAUAUUGGGCCAUCCGAGGACGACGAGGACGACGACGACGGCGACGAGGACGACGACGACGACGACGACGACGACGACGAGGACGACUACCAGUCGGGCGUACAGAUCAUAGAGAUCCCUAAGACUCCCAGGGGAGUCGCAAAAGUGACCCGCGAUAGGUCUGAGAUCAAUAUGCGACUGAAGCGUUGGCAGGACAAACUGAACGCCUACAAGGGACUGGUGGAACGCAACCGCGAGCUGUUCGCGAUCUACGAAGAGAAACGACUUGCAGUAGCCGCAGGGCUGGCUGAGAUUACCAGAGAAAUGUAUGAGUUGGGCUGCUGGCCCGAUGGUGUCCCGGAGGGUCAAGGGGACGGCGCGGAUGCGAACGAAACGGCGUAAGUUUCAUCAGAAGAGAAAAAGACGAGCGCGACUAAAUUGUAAUGUUUAAUCCUUUAUGGCUGCACUAUUUGUUGAGCCAUGAGCUCACUCUAUAUCCUCCCGGGGUGUUUAUAUAUUUGUUAAUGUUGCAUUGAGCUUAAGACACACACACAAGACACUCCUUUAGACCGCAAUAAAGUCUGGCAA